UUUUAUUUCAUAGCUCACAUUACAUGACGCCUAACAUCUACCAGCAAGUGUUUAACUUGAGCUUUUCCUUACCCCUGUUACCCAGUGAAUACAAAGAUAGAUUGUUUAGAAAUGACAUUUCAUAAAGGGGAACUUUCGGUAUCCACAUUUAUACCCUCCAAAUGGAAUUCGUCUAACAUUGAUGAAGAGACAGAAUUGAACGACAAUAGUACAUUUUGGUAUUCAAGUUUGCUUCCAGUUGACAAAACCCUGAGAAGCUGGAACGAAACAGAAAAUGGCUCUGAUGAUUACUCAAACGAUUAUGAUUUCUUUAAAGAUUAUACUUUGUCAUUCCAUUUUUUCGAUUCUCAAAAUAUCUAUUCGACAUCGGAAGCAUUUGAGAAAACAAUUGUGGUUCUGACUUUGAUCAUCGGAUUACUUGGUUUUGUAGGAAAUAUUGUGACCAUAUGCAUGAUUUCAUUCCAUAAAAAAUUCCAUACACCAACAUUUGUUGCCAUCGGGUGCCUUUCAUUGCCGGAUACUUUAAAUAUCAUUGUCAUAUUUCUGACAAAAUUUUCGAAUUUAUAUGAUUAUGUUGCAAUUCAAGACAUUGUGUACAAAAAAAGGUUUUGGAAUAUGACUUUUCUUUUUCUGUGGGAACUCAUUAAAAAUUCUUCAAAUUCUCACAUUGUUUACCUCUCCAUGAUCAGAUAUUUAUUAACAAUUCAUCCCUUAGAAAGCAAGAUUCGACUUACAGCGUCAAUUGUUUUGGCAUGUUCUGUAAUGAUCUGGAUUUAUUCUUCACUGUUUUUAGCUUUCAUAUUAAUCUUUAUAUUAAGGUAUUUUAAUAAUUAUACAAAGAAGUACACAGUCCUUCGGUAUACAUUUGAUAUCAUUCAUGUUCUCUGGGGUUUGUUUUCUCUCUGUGCAAUCAUUAUUAUGCAUAUAAAAAAGAUGAAAGUUCUAAAAAACUCUGCCGUGAAAAACUGUGUCCAUAGAAGAAUGAAUGUUAUCAUUUUCAUCAUUUUAUCAGUUUUUGUUUGUUUUCAAAUAUCAAGCAUAUUUUAUUACCUUUCUUUUUUAAUUAAUAUUUCUCCGACCUAUAGAUACAAUAUCUACGUAAUUUUUGGAAUUAUGAAUUACUCUUGUAAUCCUUAUAUACUUUUUUUUUCUUCUCUGAUUGUUUAA
Molecule: messenger RNA, 1167 nt
Organism: Saccostrea cuccullata (small rock oyster)
Lineage: Eukaryota; Metazoa; Mollusca; Bivalvia; Ostreida; Ostreidae
Product: melanocyte-stimulating hormone receptor-like
Exons: 2
Coding region: 112-1167 (351 amino acids)
Cellular component (GO): membrane
Source: RefSeq, a predicted model, not a curated record